Bicyclus anynana (squinting bush brown) is the source of this 2741-nucleotide messenger RNA. RefSeq names its product probable cysteine--tRNA ligase, mitochondrial (gene CysRS-m). The transcript has a single exon. The coding region runs from base 208 to 1734 and encodes 508 amino acids. Gene Ontology annotation, molecular function: ATP binding; cysteine-tRNA ligase activity. Gene Ontology annotation, biological process: cysteinyl-tRNA aminoacylation. The record is from RefSeq and is a predicted model, not a curated record. Gene Ontology annotation, cellular component: cytoplasm. NCBI's taxonomy places the organism in Eukaryota, Metazoa, Arthropoda, Insecta, Lepidoptera, Nymphalidae.
UAGUUGACACUUGACAAUGCUUGACAAGCCGCUUCCGCUUGCAAUUUGCAUUUUAUUGCAAAAAUCAGCUGUUAUCGAAAAUUACCAAACAAAUCACGCGUUUUGAGUUAUAAACAUAAAGUGCAUAGACCAAAUAACAAAUGUUGAUAAACUGUUGACGUGAUGUUAUUAUAUGUAUACAUAGUAGUAAAAACCAAUAAUUAAACAAUGAAGAAGUUAUUUCCGGUCUUCACAAGGAAACUAACUCACGUCUGUCGUCUAAAACCUUACAAGGACACAAAAUGGCUCAUGCCGAACGGUAAUCCUACAGGAGCUUACGUCUAUAACUGCGUCGCCGAAGAGAAGGUUCCUAUAAUACUAAAUGAUCCAACAAUCGCUACGUGGUAUUCUUGCGGUCCCACGGUUUACGAUUCAGCCCAUAUAGGGCACGCGUGUUGCUACGUGAAAUUGGACAUAAUUCAAAGGAUAUUAAAGUCCUUUUUUAAAAUCAAACUCGUCACCGCCAUGGGAGUCACAGAUAUCGACGAUAAAAUCAUAAAAAAAGGUAUUGAAACAAAAACAGAUUUCAGAACUGUAGCUAAGAAAUUUGAGCAUGAGUUUUGGAUGGACAUGUCAAGUUUGAAUGUUGAAAAACCAAUGAUCGUUACAAGGGUGUCUGAUCACAUGAAUUCUAUCAGUCAAUUUGUCAAGGGUCUUAUUGAUUCUGGUAUAGGCUAUGUCACAGAAGAUGGAUCAGUUUACUUUGACACAUCUAAAUAUCCAGCAUAUGGUAAAUUGCAGAGGAUGCAAGACGGCGGUGAACCUACUGCCGAAGUAAAGAGGAAUAAAAUGGAUUUUGCUAUUUGGAAAGGUCAGAAACCUGGGGAACCCAGCUGGCAAACUGAUUGGGGCGAGGGAAGACCUGGCUGGCAUAUAGAAUGUUCUGCUAUGGUCAGCAAGUUGUUUGGCUCACAACUAGACUUCCAUGCAGGAGGCAUUGACUUACAAUUUCCUCACCACGAAAACGAGGAAGCACAAUCAUGCGCAUACCACAACACAAGGCAAUGGGCAAACUACUGGAUCCAUGUUGGACAUUUAAACUUAAAAGACACUAAAAUGUCCAAAUCCCUUCAAAACACCAUAUCAAUACCUAGUAUUGUUAAUAAAUAUAGUGCAGAUGCUUUCAGAAUGGCAUGCUUAAUGUCAAAUUAUAGGUACUCUAUGGAAUUCAGUGAUGAAGUCAUGCUUACUGCGGAGGAUGUAUUAAACAAAUUCAAAUUCUUUUUAAAAGAUGUCAUUGUUUAUGCUAAUGAUAACAGUUUGCAUGCAGAUUAUAAUGACGGUUUACUAAAAGAAUUACAGAAUGUUGAAGAAAAGAAUAUGGAAUGUUUGAGAAUGGAUUUUGAUACAUCUACCUGCAUCAACUCUCUACUUCAUUUAGUGGCUGUCGCAAACAGAGCAAUGAAGACAAACACGCCAGAUUACUACCCUGUGCCUAUUAUUUUAAUAGCAGAGUAUAUAAUAAACGUUUUAACUGGUUUUGGUUUAAAAUUAACAGAGUCCAUGAAUAAUGAAGUAUCAAAUUCACUAAUAGAUACUUUAGUAGAAUUCCGGCAUACAGUUAGAGUGAAUGCCUUGCAGCACAAAGAUAAAGAACUGUUGGCAGCUUGCGAUGUGGUCAGAGACAAAAUGAAAUCUGUAAAUGUUCAAAUUAAUGACAGUAAAAACACACCAUCUUGGGUUUUAGUUAAGUGAAAUGUAUGACAAAUAAAUAUAUUAUGUUAACCAAAGUAUUUUAAAACCAAAAAUAUAUCUUUUUGUUACUAUAUACAGUUUUACAUAUAGAAUGACUUUUUUUAUUUUUAUAAGUAUGACUAUUGUAUCAUUAAAUCAGUCAGACAUUUAUCUAUAUCUAUUAUCACUCCGUCAUUAUUGUUUAAUCAUUAGUGAUUAUCACAAUCAAGUCAAUGAUAUGAGAAUACAUAAUUUAUUACAAUUUGGAUGGAGUAGGUACCUACCACAGAAUAAGUCUUUGCAAGCAGCAUGGUGAAGCCGGUGAAAUCUAUAAAAAUUAACUAUGUCAGGCGUCUCCUUGACAUCUGCGUAUAGGUACAAUCUUUUUUAUAAUUUGUAUUUCAAAUUUGAACACUAAGGUAAAUUAUUAUAUUAAUCAAUAACUACCAAUGAAAAAUACUCCAUCUUAUUUGUUUAAAAUAUUCAAACACAUAAGAAAUCAUCUUUCUUGAAUACCUAAUAUUGAAAAUUACUGAUGCGACGCUUCGUGUCGUACUGCCUCAAAAAUGUAUUCAAUUUUGUUUUUUGAAGGGCCACCACAACCAUUCGUCAUUUCUUGCGCUAUCUGCCUAUUAUUCUUUAAUCUGUGAUCUGUCUAUUUGAUAGGGAAAUAAAAAUCAUAAAUAUAUGGCAAGUAUGUAUUAUAUUUGUUCAUUUCUUCAAAGUCUGUUAUCAAUAUUUUGCUCUUACAGGAAACUAUUCGUAUCUCCACAUUGUGAACAAAAUAUAAUCGGAAAACUAAAACUACGACUUAGAUAAUGUCAGUCUUCAAGAUUUCCAAUUACACGUGAGUCUUAAAACAAUAGGGCCCUUCUUAAAUGAUGUACUUUAAUAUUAUAUGAAUUUAAAACACAAUCAGGUUCAUUGGCAAAUAGAUCCCAUAUCACUUAUAUUAAUAAUGUGAAAGUGUGCAUUAAUUUAUUUGUAUUUAAUGUUUAUCCUACUAAUAUUAUAAACGCGAAAGUUUG